Messenger RNA from Dichotomopilus funicola, 1818 nucleotides. RefSeq names its product GPI transamidase component PIG-T. The record is from RefSeq and is a predicted model, not a curated record. Gene Ontology annotation, biological process: attachment of GPI anchor to protein. The transcript is spliced from 3 exons. Gene Ontology annotation, cellular component: GPI-anchor transamidase complex. Lineage: Eukaryota; Fungi; Ascomycota; Sordariomycetes; Sordariales; Chaetomiaceae. The coding region runs from base 1 to 1818 and encodes 605 amino acids.
AUGCGCCGAUUCCUGUCUCUCCUUUGGCUUUCGUUGCUUUCCUUUUUCACAUUUUCUGCCCCGGUUUCCGCAACCGAUUCCGAUUACCAUGAGCAACUGAACUUGAGGCCACUGCCUCUAUCUUCGCUGCUCGCGAGUUUCAAUUUUCGCUCCAACACGACCCUCUCCGAGUUCGAAAAGGGGAAUUUCCGCUUCUUCCCCCGGUCCCUCGCACAAAUCCUACAACAUGCCGGUACACGCGAGCUACACUUGAGGUUCAGCCUGGGGCGAUGGGAUGCGGAGACUUGGGGUGCUCGGCCAUGGAAUGGGGCGCGCGAGGGCGGGACGGGCGUUGAGCUGUGGGCAUGGCUAGAGGCGGAUACAAACGAGGAGGCUGACCACAAAUGGCUGACCCUGACGAACGCUUUGUCCGGUCUCUUUUGCGCCUCGCUUAACUUUAUCGAUGGUACCCGGACGACCCGGCCCGUGAUGUCGUUCCAGCCCGAAGGCGAUCAUUCCGCAGUCGACAACAUGCAACUGCUUUACGGUGUCCUGCCACACGAGGUCGUUUGUACCGAGAACUUGACCCCUUUCCUAAAGCUCUUGCCGUGCAAGGGCAAAGCCGGCAUUGCAACCCUCCUAGAUGGACACAAACUGUUUGAUUCGUCGUGGCAGAGCAUGGCCAUUGAUAUUCGGCCCAUCUGCCCAGCUGGUGGAGAGUGUGUACUUCAAAUUGAGCAGACGAUCGAUAUGGUGCUGGAUAUUGACAGGUCGAAACGGCCAAGGGGUAACCCUAUCCCGAGACCCCCUCCUAGCGAGCAAUUGCCUUGUGAUGCUUCCAAGCCCUACAAUUCGCACGACACUUGCUUCCCUGUAGACCACACCAACCAAGAGUGGACACUUUCCCAGAUCUUCGGCAAGACGGUCAAGGGAACCUGUCCCCUCGCGGACGAGGCUGUCCCACCCGUCUGCCUCCAGGUCCACCAUUCCCGCAGCGUCUUCGUUUCCAAGGAUGUGCACGAAAAGAAGAACCCCGACGGCCUCUCUCGCUGCUUCCACAUCUCACCCGAGACCGACAUGGAGCUCAUGCUCCCGCGCCCCGACGACGCCGAGGCUGCCUCCUCGUCCACAAGCAUCAUCGCCGCCGAAACCCCUCUACUCUACGCCGAGCGCAGCUUCACCGGCCACGGCCAAGAACGCGGUGGUGUGCAAACCAUCCUGCGCAACCCCAGCCCCGACACAGAGGUGGAAUUCAUCUAUAUGGAGUCCCUCCCCUGGUUCAUGCGCAUCUACCUGCAUACCAUGGAAGCCCGCAUUGCCAGCCAACAGCCCCACACCAACGCCUCCUCCUCGGCUUCGUCUUACUCUUCUCUCAUCGAGCAAGUCUACUACCGCCCCGCCCUCGACCGCGCCCGCGGCACUCAACUUGAAGUCCGCAUGCGCGUUCCCCCAGCCUCCACCGUCUUCCUCACCUACGACUUUGAGAAGUCCAUCCUCCGAUACACCGAGUACCCACCAGACGCAAACCGUGGGUUCGACGUUGCUGCUGCUGUCAUCACCAUUCUUGACCCCACCACGCAGGGGCAAGAAGCUGGCGGAAAGGAGUUAGCAGCGGCGUAUACCCUGCGUACUACUUCGCUUCUGUGCAGCUUGCCAACUCCAGAUUUCAGUAUGCCGUAUAACGUGAUCAUCUUCACGUCCACUGCGAUAGCCCUGGCUUUUGGGGGCAUGUUCAAUAUCCUGGUGAGGCGGUUUGUGGCUGCGGAUGAGGGGCCGGAGGCAGGGCUGAAGGUGUUGAUUGCGAAGCUGAAGGCACGGGUGAAGGGUGUCAAAGGGUGA